UAGUAGUAUUGAUAGAUUCAUAGAUAAGUACAACAAAUUAGGAUUUAAAAUACAAGUAAUAUUGUAAUCAUACUAAAGAUAAGGAUAAAUAUUAAAAAAAAAAAGAAAAAAAAAGAAAAUAGUAAAAGUAUUCUAAUUCUCACGUGAAACCUCCCCUUAUACUCAUCUCUUUACUCUUAUCUUAUUAUGUUUACUUUAUUACCCAUGUUCUUACUAAAAUGGUUGAGAAACAUAAACACAAACAAUCACAUUUUUCAACCCCGCAGCACCAGCACCAUACUUGCACAAUUACACCCCUAUUCCUCACUCGCCACUGCCACGCGACCCCAACACCACCACUAGCGUGCCACCAACCUCUAAGGCAUCCACCUCCUGUUCUCAAUUAAAAUAAAAACCCUUUCCCUUUGUGUUAAAUUGAAGUUAGGGUGUACAAAUUGAAAUUUGGAUUUUUCAUUCAAGUUCAAUUUGGGUAAAAUCAGUUCAUAAAUGGGUUAGUAUAUAGCAUUGAAUCGAAGAAUCAGAUACCUAAGGGGACAGAUUUUGAGAAGAUUGAGAUUGACGAAGUCAAUGGCAGCUGAAAGCGUAAAGAUUAGCAAUUAUUAAAAUAAUCUCAACCAAUCACAUAAAAGAAUAGAUUGUUUUGUAGGUAUAUAUCCGGUUUAAUUUAAAUCGUUGAUGAAGCCUAUGACUUGAUUCGUGGAAGUUGUACAUGUCUCAAAUAUCCAAAAAGUUGGGCAAUUGCUUUAGAAGUCAGUUUACUGUUCCUAGAGUUGAAGUCCUGACGAAAGUUGUAGAUGGAGACAGUGCGUUGUUCCCCACGAUACAGGUCUGAAGAAGACAUUGACUGGAAGUUACGAAAAUUAUGUUUUCUGUUUUUAGUUAAUGUAAAAGGUUAAAAUUUAAUUAGUUGCUUAAUUAAAUUUAUUUAUUAAUUGGCAAAAUAUUUUUAAUACGCCUAAAAACAUGGAGAAGACUAAUUCCUUGUUUAUCUCCUAUAAACUCGGACAUCCAAGAGACUUGUUCUCUACUUUGAAUUAGUCUCCUACAUUUUAGGAUCUUCCUUUAACCCAUAUAAUAUUAAUUGUACAGCAGUUAUGUUCCACUCCUACUUUCAACUAACUUCCCACUUUCUUUGGGAGCAAGUAAGUUUAUGGAAGUCGUGGGAUAAGUGCAUCUCAUGGAGAACGUGGGCUGAGUGCACUGACGGCUGUUCCCUUUAUAAAAGAGGGAAGCUACGGUUAAGCGGAUAUGAAUAGAGAGUGUCCAUUUAAGGGAGAUUAUUCAAAGAAAAAUAUUUUCUGUUUUUGAAUGCCAAUUAAUUCAUUAUAUUUUUCUUGAGCAACUACUUAAUUUUAAUCUUCAUGAGAAUUGGCCUUGUAAAGGGUAAUUGAUUGUUUUGUUGUAAUUAGACUUAUGGGAAGUCUAAGGGAAUAGAGAAUAGAAUCGAGAGAAGAGAAAGAGAAGGAGAGAAAGAGAAGAGAAGAGAAGUAGGCCUAAGUAGAGAAGCUUUGAGUGAAGCAUUUAGAGUGAAGCAUUUAGAGAAUUGAGAAGCUUCAAGUGAAGCAAACAUUGUUUUGUGUAAUUGUAAUUGAUUGCCUUAACAUAGUGAGAAUUUUGAAAUCCCGGGGGGUCGUGGUUUUUCCUUCUUAUUAGGCCAAGAAGGUUUCCACGUAAAAUCUUUGUCUCCUUUAUUAUUUUUCUUUUCGUUUUUGAGUUUAAGUUUUGUUCUUUACUUGAUACAAUUCCGCAAAAAUUAGAGGAAAAAAUCUUAAACCUACUACACAACAAUUCACCCCCCCUCUUUUUGCAUUCGAUCAUCCAUUAGCAUUCCUACAAUUGGUAUCAGAGCCCUGUUCCUCAUUUAAUCAGGAAAUCCUGAGAGCAGUAUCCUGUUCCCUGGAAAGAUGUUGAAGAUGAACGAGCGCAUGGAAGAGGGGUACUCCACACAAAGACCACCCAUGUUCGAUGGGAAAUUCUAUACUUACUGGAAAAAUAGAAUGAAAAUCUUCAUAAAGGCCGAAAACUAUCAAGUUUGGAGAGUCAUUGAAAUUGGAGACUUUGAGGUGACGACCAUCAACUCCAACAAUAAAGCUGUUCCAAAACCAAUCACUGAAUAUGAAAAAGAAGAUUUUCAAAAGAUGGAGAUGAACGCUCUUGCUAUCAAGUUACUUCACUGUGGGCUUGGUCCAAAUGAGCGCAAUCGUAUUAUGGGUUGCAAAACCGCUAAGCAGAUUUGGGACCUGCUAGAAGUUACCCAUGAAGGUACUAGUGAAGUAAAGCGAUCCAAGAUUGACUUGCUAAUGUCCAAAUAUGAAAGAUUCGUCAUGGAACCGAGGGAAAACAUUCAAGAGAUGUUCACUAGGUUCACAAAUAUUACGAAUGAAUUAGUCUCUCUUGGUAGAAUCAUUCCCGUUGAUGAACAAGUUAGGAAAAUACUUAGGAGUCUUACUCAAGACGAACGCUGGAGAGCUAAGGUCACAGCCAUCCAGGAGUCCAAAGAUUUCACCAAGUUUAAUUUGGAAGAGUUGGCUGGUUCCCUCAUGACUCAUGAAUUGCAUUUGGGAACAGCUGACAGUUCCCGUAACAAAGGACUGGCUCUGGCAGCAGAUGAUAGUGAAGAGUCAGACGCUGGUGAAGAGGAAGCUGCUAUGUUGGCACGUAAAUUCAAAAAAUUCUUCAGGAACAGCAGAUAUAGAAAUCAAAGAAACAACAAAGAAAAAGGAACUGCUAACUUGAAGACAAAUUUUGAAUGCCACAAGUGUGGGAGCACUGAUCACUUCAUCAAGGAUUGCCCUCAAUGGAAAAAUGAGAGGGGCAAGGGAAAAGCAAGAGAAGUUGGUAAACAAUAUAAGAAAGGAAACUUCAAAACUGAUUUUAGAAAGGCAAUGAUCGCAGCUUGGGGUGAUACGGAGAGCGAGGCUGAGACAGAAGCUCCAGUGGAGGAAGAAACCGCAAAUCUGUGUCUCAUGGCAUCUCAUGAAGAGUCUAAGGAAAAAGAGGUAAUGUCUUCUAGUCCAUCUUCUAAACAACUGUCUAAUUUAAGUAAGAAUAAAUUAAUCAAAUUGUUGUUAGAGACACAAGAAAAAUUGAAUGAAAAAACAGCUAAGUGUCUCCAAAUUGAGAAAGACCUCAACUCAAACAAGGAUCAUGUAUAAUAUCUAAAUUCAUUUGGAAUAGAUGUACAAAGCAGAUUUUUUAAUUUGCUAGAUCAGAAUGUUGUUUUGAAAGAGACAAUUGAGAAAUUGAAACAAGAAUUUAUUUUCCUUAGUAUCGAAGUGAAUCAAAACAGAUUGUUAGGAUUAAGUAAAGAUGCAAACAAUAUAUCUACUCACAUGGUUAACACUGAAUUUCAAAAGUUGAAAUCAAAAUUAGAAUCCUACGAAAUUGAAAAUGAAAAUUUGAAAAAUAAAAUAAACUUAAGAGGAAAAGGGAAAUUCAAUGAAAUUCCCAAAUGGAUUCUAAAUGCUAAAAUCAAAAGUAAAGAAGGACUAGGCUAUAUGAAGAAUGAUAAAAAGAAAAAGGUCUAUGUAGAUCUCCCUAGUAGCAAAAUAUGUUCCUUCUGUGGUAAAAGUGGACACCUGAAACAUCAAUGUAUAAAGAAGGAACAGCAUAUCAAAGCAAAUAAAAAUUAUGUCGAACGAAUAUGGAUUAAGAAAUGUGAUUCAAGUAUUGUCGACAAGGAACUCAAGGAUGAAUGGGUUCCUGUACCUAACCAUUAGUUUGCUUUGCAGGUUCAAGUGAGGGGGAACAACUCAUGGUAUCUCGACAGUGGGUGUUCCAAGCAUAUGACGGGUGACAAAUCUAAAUUUCUCUCACUUGAAGCCUAUGAUGGGGGAACAGUAACCUUCGGUGACAACAUGAAGGGUGAGAUAAUUGCCAAAGGAAAGGUUGGAAGGUCUAGUUCCCAUGCCAUCGAUAACGUAUUUUUAGUCGAGAAUUUAAAACACAAUUUGUUAAGUAUUUCUCAAUUUUGCGACAAAGGUAACUCUGUUAAGUUUACUUCUGAACGAUGCAUAAUUUCUAGGAACAGUACAGGAGACCCUGUGCUGGAGGGAAUCAGAAAAGGGAACACCUAUGUGGUGGACCUGGACACUGUUCCCAGAAACAGUCUAACGUGUUUAAGUGUUAUUGAAGAAGACCCACUUCUUUGGCACAAACGUCUAGGUCAUGCUAGUUAUUCAUUGAUUAACACAUUAAGAUCAAAAGACCUAGUAAGAGGAUUACCUGCAAUAAAAUUCCUUAAAAAUGAAGUUUGUGAUCCUUGUGCUAAAGGAAAACAAGUGCGGUCAUCCUUUAAAUCAAAGAACGUUGUGACUACCACUAGACCAUUAGAAUUAAUUCAUAUGGAUUUAUGUGGACCUAUGAGAACACAAAGUUGUAGUGACAAAAGAUAUGUGUUUGUCAUAGUUGAUGAUUUUAGUAGAUUUACUUGGACCUUAUUUUUGGUAAGCAAAGAUGAAGCUUUUGAUGAGUUUGUUUCUUUUGCUAAUAAAAUACAAAAAUCUACCAAUAAUCAAAUCGUUCACAUAAGGUCUGAUCAUGGGAAAGAAUUUGAAAAUUCAAACUUCAUGAAUUAUUGCAAUGAACAUGGCAUAAAUCACAAUUUU
Amaranthus tricolor (Joseph's coat) is the source of this 4607-nucleotide messenger RNA. RefSeq lists its product as uncharacterized. NCBI's taxonomy places the organism in Eukaryota, Viridiplantae, Streptophyta, Magnoliopsida, Caryophyllales, Amaranthaceae. The record is from RefSeq and is a predicted model, not a curated record. Bases 1905 to 3155 code for a protein of 416 amino acids. The transcript is spliced from 3 exons. Gene Ontology annotation, molecular function: zinc ion binding; nucleic acid binding.